AUGCAGGCCCCGCACCACCGCAAGAUCGAACUGCAAUCCACCGCCGACCUCGCGUACCUAUACACCAACACGCUCAACGUCUCCCGCGAGAAACUCGACCUGCACUUCCCACCGUCAGCCAACCAUGACGGCGACGGCGACGGCGACGGCGACCCGAUGAAGGCGCGCGUGCGCGCACUCGUCGACGAGUUCGUCGCGCGCGUUUUCACCACGGCGAUCCCAUCGAUCAGCAUCAACGGGCUCGACACGCUGUCGGCCGACACGCCGCUCGACAGCCUGCUCUCGACGACGCGCGAAGAGGUCGAGUACGAGCCGUACGACGCCCGGCUGGCGGCCAAAGUCACCAGUCUGUACGCGCAGCUGGAGUCGCUGACCACCACCGUGGCGCAGCUGCGCCGCGACGCGCCCGCCAAAGCCGCGGCGAAGUACGCCGAGUCGCUGCGGCAGGCGCUCGCGGAGGACGACGAGGAGGAGGAGGGCCUGCAGGCGGAGAAUGCGGCGGAUGCGGAUCUACAGCUGCUUCCUGACGAUUCGGAGCGGAAGAUGGUGGAUUCGAAAGAUGGGGCGUCGUCGGCGAGGGCGCUGGAUUGGGCGCGCGUCCGCGAGCGUCGGCCCGAGUGGGUGCUGGAUAUACCGUUUGGCAACGAGCGAGAGCGCGAGAGGUGGCGCGAUGGGGAGAUUGGGGAGGUGUAUGCGGAGGGGCUGAGGACGUUGGUUAGGUUACAGGGUGAAGUGGCGCCGGGAGAGGAGGAGGGUCCUGAUGAUGAUGGCGGGGAGGGGAGCAGUAGUAGCAGUCUCUCAGCAACUGCGGGCAAGCUUGAGAGAGCAAGACGUGCUGUUGAGGUGGUUGAACGUAUGUGA
Molecule: messenger RNA, 861 nt
Organism: Ophidiomyces ophidiicola
Lineage: Eukaryota; Fungi; Ascomycota; Eurotiomycetes; Onygenales; Onygenaceae
Exons: 1
Coding region: 1-861 (286 amino acids)
Biological process (GO): mitotic sister chromatid segregation
Cellular component (GO): MIS12/MIND type complex; kinetochore
Source: RefSeq, a predicted model, not a curated record